UACCAAAGUCAGAAACCCUGAUAAUCCUACCUCUAACUCUCAACUAGAAAUUCUAGAAUAUAUCAAAAACUUCUACAAAUCUUUGUACAAAGCUGAACCUAUUGAUACUGAAGCAGCAGAAGA
This is a messenger RNA of Scutellospora calospora, 123 nucleotides long. Lineage: Eukaryota; Fungi; Glomeromycota; Glomeromycetes; Diversisporales; Gigasporaceae. The record is from the annotation of a GenBank genome assembly.